AUGUGGCCCUCACAGCCCAAGCCAGCAGGCUUACUUCUCGCCCUUCUCGCUCUCUUACUCCACGUGCGACUCACCACCGCCUCCUCUCUCUCCGCUCUCACGCUCCCAGCGUUGAACAACACACCCAGCGAUGCAAACCUCACAGCCAACAUGAACGCAUUAAACCGAGUCACCUGUCUCCCCCACCCCGACCUCGCACCUUUCACCGACUUCUCCGACUGCAUUCCAUCCCUCUUCCGCCUCUACAGCACUCCUCUCAUCCACACGGUGAUCAUCUGGGAUCCUGGCGAGUUCAGACAGUGGGGUCCCGAGACUGAUGAAGGAGGCUGUUAUAUACUGGUCGAUGGGGGGUUACGGGGAGAUGUUUUUGCGGUGGAAGAUUUGUUGGGACCGGCGAUACGGGUGCUGAGCAAGUGCUUUUUGGGGAGUGUGGAAGGGAGGAAUGUUUUGGGGAAGUCAUCGGCAAACAAGACCCCAGCGCUGGCUAAUACGCUUGAAAAGAACUUUGCCACAAUGGUGUCGCUGCACGCAACGUGCGAGACACACUUCGGCAUGCUUGAUCAGCGAGGAGAGUGUGAGAAGUCGAUCAAAUACAGUUUUUCUCAUCACAAGAGAAUGCAGCAAAAGUCACGCAUAGAGGUUCUUUUUACGCAUAUUUUGGUAGAUCUCGAUCAAAACGAACCGACUUAUCCUGUCAAAGGAUCUAAAGAGCAAUGA
Messenger RNA from Letharia lupina, 717 nucleotides. RefSeq lists its product as uncharacterized. Lineage: Eukaryota; Fungi; Ascomycota; Lecanoromycetes; Lecanorales; Parmeliaceae. The record is from RefSeq and is a predicted model, not a curated record. The transcript has 2 exons. The coding region runs from base 1 to 717 and encodes 238 amino acids.